AUGAAUAAGAAAAGAUUUACUCUGGAGCCUCCAGAGGUCAAAGACUACCUGCUUAAAGGAGACAGGUUUACCAAAUGGUCAGAGGAUUCAACAAAGACAGUUCCAGUCACCAUGAAGAUGGAUCCUAAAGGCUAUUACCUCUACUGGACCAAUCAAAGCAAGGAGAUAACAUUCCUGGAUGUUGCUACCAUCAGAGACACCAGAACAGGAAAAUAUGCAAAGAUUCCGAAACACCCAAAGGUCCGUAACGUGUUUAACCUGGACUUCCCAGACAACAACCAUCUUGCUAAAACCUUGACCAUUGUCUCAGGUCCAGAUAUGGUGAAUCUGACCUAUCACAACUUCUUUGCCUCCAAAGAGAAAGUGACACAGAACUGGGCAUCUGACAUUCUGGCAGUUGCCUUCAACCCCGCAAGAAACAAUGCAUGCAGACAAAUCUUCCUGGAUAAAAUAUAUGUCCUCAUCUCUCUUCAGACCAACAAGGAUGGCAGAAUCCCCAUUAAAAAUAUUUACAAGAUGUUCCCUGCUGAUAAGAAGAGGGUUGAAAGUGCUCUGGCAUCCGCACUCUUGCCAAAAGCAAAGCACGACACCAUGAAGCCCGACGUGUUCACUGAGACCGCGUUCAAGACCUUCCUGAUGAACUUCUGCCCACGGCCUGAACUCUACGAGAUCUUCACUUCAUACUCCAAAAAACCCUAUAUGACCAAGGACAUCUUUUCCAAGUUCCUCAAUGAGAAGCAGAGGGACUCCAGACUCAAUGAAGAGCUAUUCCCACGUCUUCGGCCAGACCAGGUCAAAGCGCUGAUUGACAAAUAUGAACCUUUGUCCUCCAAUUCUAACAAAGGUCAGAUUUCUCCGGAGGGGCUUCUGUUCUUUCUGAUGGGACCAGAAACUUCAGUGGUCAUAGAGGACAGACUGGCGAAGUGUCAAGACAUGACUCAACCGAUACCUCACUACCUCAUCAAGUCCUCCCACAACACAUAUCUGACAGCUGGUCAGUUCUCAGGUGUGUCGUCUCCUGAGAUGUACCGCCAAUGUCUGUUGGCUGGCUGCAGAUGUCUGGAGCUGGACUGCUGGAAGGGCAAACCCCCAGAUGAAGAGCCCAUCAUCACCCAUGGCUUCACCAUGACAACUGAAAUCCUCUUUAAGGAUGUGAUUGAAGCCAUCGCUGAGAGUGCCUUCAAGACCUCCCAGUACCCCGUUGUCCUCUCCUUUGAGAACCACGUGGACUCGGUAAAGCAGCAGGAGAAGAUGGCCAACUAUUGCAAAACCAUAUUUGGCGAAGCCCUGCUAGCAGAACCACUGGAGAAGUACCCUCUGAAACCGGGGCAGCAGAUUCCCAGCCCAUCUGAACUCAUGGGUAAGAUCCUUAUCAAGAACAAGAAGGGCGGCCAUGAGAAGCCCAGCCUGACAAAUAAAGUAACCGCACCAACCAGUGGACAGACCACAGCUCCACCUGCCACAACUCAAGAAGCUAACACCACCACCCAGGAGACCCAAGGUGGGUAAAAGGGCCGACAGAUCAUGAUGCAAGGGGACGCAGCUGCGGAGGACAAUGAGGAGCAAGAGGAGAUGGAGGAACAGGAUGAGGAGAAGAUGAAAACCUCAGAUGAGGGCACAGCUGGACAGGAGGUAACAGCUUACGAGGAGAUGUCUGCGUUGGUCAACUACAUCCAGCCCAACAAAUUCAUCUCUUUUGACAACGCCAGAACGAAGAAUAGGAGUUAUGUUGUCUCAUCCUUCGUGGAAACUAAAGGAGAGGCCAUGAUCUCCAGGAGUGCUGUGGACUUUGUGGAAUACAACAAACGGCAGAUGAGUAGGAUUUACCCGAAAGGAACAAGAAUGGACUCUUCCAACUACAACCCACAGCCAUUUUGGAACGUAGGCUGCCAGAUGGUGGCACUCAACUACCAGACUAUGGAUUUCCCCAUGCAGCUGAACAUGGCCCUGUUUGAAUUCAAUGGGAAGACUGGCUACCUCCUCAAGCAUGACGUUCUACGUCGCAGUGACAAGAAAUUCAAUCCUUUUUGUGAUAGGAUUGACACUAUUGUGGCCAAUACACUGAGCAUAAAGAUCUAUUCAGGCCAGUUCUUGACCGACAAAAACGUGAGAACAGGUGUUGAGGUGGAGGUAAUCGGGUUGCCAGGAGACCCCAAGAAGAAAUACCGCACCAAGUGGUCCACUACACCAAAUGCCAUUAAUCCAGUGUGGAACGAGGAACCCUUUGUUUUUGAGAAGAUCCUGCUACCUGAAAUGGCCUCCCUGAGAAUCGUAGUUCAUGAAGAGAAUGGUAAAUUCCUGGGACACAGGAUCAUCCCUGUUGACAGCAUCCAAUCAGGUUUCCAGCACAUCUGCUUACGCAGUGAGAGCAACAUGCCACUCACACUGCCAGCUCUCUUUGUAUACAUCGAGGUCAAAGACUACAUCCCUGCUGCCUUUGCAGAUUUCACAGAUGCCUUAUUCAACCCAACAAAGGGCUCAGAGAAGACCACAAAGACACAAGAGUCAUCCUCAGACUAUAUUUCUCCCUAUGAGCUGCCUAUUGUGGUCCAACCCCUUGGUAAUAAAACUGAGAUGAAGGACACUACACCCUCUGCUACAGAAGAGACCCUGCCAGAAUCGGAGACCUCCACACACCCUGCUGACCCACCAUCUCAGGCUUCACCAGACACCGGUACAGAGGGACCCAAAGGGGAGGUUGGUGGUGGCCCUCUACCCACAGAUGAGAUUGCUCCUGACAAUCCAGCUGUGGAGGCAACAAGUCGAACACCUGAACAGCCGUUUGAAGCCAGUCCCACUGUUGAUGACAAGGAGGCCAACCCUGAGAUAAAAGCCAUCCCAGAACCUGAAGCAGCUCCUAUACCAUGUGAGGAGCCCAAUAGAGACUCUUUUGAAGACCCUGAACCUGGCUCAGAUGGUAACUCCACCGUGGAUGCUAGCACAGGCCUGGAUGAAGUCUCAGGACAGCCCACUGCUGAGGUUGAACCCUGUCCAGAAACUGUGGUUGCUGUGCAACCCAUUGAACUGGUUGGAUCAGAUGACAUAUCCCAGCCAACUUCCAGUGAAGAACCCACCACUGUGACUGCCGAAGAACUGACGCAGCACAAGAGCUUUCUGAAGGUCACCAAGCGUCAGGAGAAGGAGAUGAAGGAACUGGAGAAGAAAAUCCAGAAGAAAGAAGAGGACCUGAUUCAGAAAUACUUGGACACCUUCAAAGUCCUCAAGAAGAAGUCCUCGGUGAAGAAAAAAGAGGGAGGGAGCGAUACCGCCGAUUCCCGCUCUAAGAUGGAGCGAGUCCAGGAGCAGAAGGAGAAGCUGCAGGUGGAGCUGCAAGCGCUGCUGAUAGACCAGUAUGACCAGCUGAAGAAGAGAAAAGAGCAGUAUGCCAUAGAGAGGCUCGCCAAGCUGAUGGAAAUGGCCACAGAGAGACACACCAGUGAACUCAAGACCCUGGAGAGCGAUGCCAAAGAAAACAAAAAGAAAGGCAUCUCAAAACAUUCAGGGAGGAAGAAGCUGAAAAGGUCAGCGAGCUGUGACCUGUUGGAGGAGUCUGCUCAGCCUGAUGCAGCUUCCCCAGACUGCACUCUCCAGCAAGAGGCUCUGAUGAAGAAACAGGCUGCUACACUGGAGGAGGUCAAAGCCCUGGCCAAUCAGGUAAACCAGGAGGCUUUGAGAGAGUAUGACCAGAAAAUGAGGGCUCUGUCUGAGGAGGUGAGAGAGGCCGUCAACGUCUGUGUGGGGACCCAAUUUCCCGAGCUGACUGACAAAGCCGGGGACAAGAAGCUGAAGUUAGUGGGAACCUAUGGAGAUGUCUUCCUGGGUUAGACUGGUUUCGUUUUUUCCAUUUUUUCUUUGUUUGCUUCCCUUCUUCAUCCCUUCUCUCCAUCCAUGCCCCUUUUGCAACCUCCUGUAUAGACUACAUGCCUAGUCUUCGCUUUUUCCAGGGAAUGGUAGAAUGGUAGCACGACUCAGCAUGAGACAUCUUUUAGAUGUGGGUCCGCCACAAAUGGUCACUGAUUUGAUAUUCACCCCCACAUUUCUACCAAUUCACAUUCAAGGAAUGAAAGCGGUUCUGGAGAGGGCACGUAAAGGUAAAAACCAGCUUUCUUAGUUUUCAGGCUGGAUCAAGGGAAUGACUCAGCCUUUCACAAUGCAAGCUGAAAAGGAGUAGCUUUUGCAAGGGACAUGCUCCCACACACACUUUUCAUGACGCUAGAGUAAAAUAGAGUUCACCCUGAGAUUUAGGGGUCUCGUCAUUGCAGAGAGAAGUCUGUAAAAGAUAAAUUGAAGGACAGACAGAUAGAUACAGACAGCUUUUGAUUUUGAACCUUCCAUCUAGCACACCAUAUUAGUAAAAUGGUUUCGUAAGUCUAAUGUAACGUAUUUAUUGAUGUAUUUUUUGUGCACUUCAAAUUAUAUCUGAUCCUAACACCUAAUACAAAGAAUAGAAAAAAAAGACGAAUAUUUUAGCGUUAGAUUUGCAACACCUUUGAGAGGAAAUCCUUUCAAUAAAC
Lampris incognitus (smalleye Pacific opah) is the source of this 4514-nucleotide messenger RNA. RefSeq names its product phospholipase C, beta 2 (gene plcb2). Gene Ontology annotation, molecular function: calcium ion binding; phosphatidylinositol-4,5-bisphosphate phospholipase C activity. Gene Ontology annotation, biological process: lipid catabolic process; phosphatidylinositol-mediated signaling. The transcript has 32 exons. Lineage: Eukaryota; Metazoa; Chordata; Actinopteri; Lampriformes; Lampridae. The record is from RefSeq and is a predicted model, not a curated record.